Colletotrichum destructivum is the source of this 2489-nucleotide messenger RNA. RefSeq names its product Putative SH3 domain, BAR domain, AH/BAR domain superfamily, SH3-like domain superfamily protein. The record is from RefSeq and is a predicted model, not a curated record. Bases 760 to 2184 code for a protein of 474 amino acids. The transcript is spliced from 4 exons. Gene Ontology annotation, molecular function: protein binding; lipid binding. Gene Ontology annotation, cellular component: Rvs161p-Rvs167p complex; medial cortex; actin cortical patch. NCBI's taxonomy places the organism in Eukaryota, Fungi, Ascomycota, Sordariomycetes, Glomerellales, Glomerellaceae. Gene Ontology annotation, biological process: actin cortical patch localization; endocytosis; plasma membrane tubulation.
CCCCAUUGACGACAUACACGACUACGUGGAUUUGGCCAAGGUGCGUGCUACUGGAUGAUGUGCCUCGAUGGAUCAGUGGAGGGCAUCAGAUGCCCAGUCUUCGCCAGUGCAGUGACUGCCACAGGCAACGGCGGCGUGGCAUCUAGUCCAAGCCUGGCUCAGACGUACUAUGCAGCUCGGCUUUGGGCCGUUUUCCUUCUCUCUUUGUGUUCUUGUUUCACCCCAAGGACAAUCUCCUGUAAUAUUGAUGUUGGGCAUCCUGCGCUGGAGGAUGCAAAGUGGAACUUGAAUCGUAGGAAUGCAAGCAGGUAGUGAGAACCGGAUACCUGCACAAAUCACCGAGGCCUGAGCCUGCUUUGACUGGGUUCAGCAAGGUACCGCAGGCAAUCUACCUAUCUGCAAUGAAGAAGCGCUAGCGGCAGCUGCCCUUCCUCCACCUGCCUCAAUGUCCAACCCCCCUUCUUUACUUCCACCAACCGUCGCAACGCCAGUGCACCAGAACAGAGACCAAUGCCGGCAUCCAACUGUCCUUUCCACUCCUCAACUCAUAUGCCAUGAGAGUCGCAGUUCACCCGUGCAAUACUGUCGAUUUGUCACUCACCUAGCCACGGCCAAGCCCUCGUGGUACAACUGUCCCCCGGUCCUGCUUUGAGAUCUCAUCUCACUAUCGUCUCACCAACAACUCAGGCCACGCCCUUCCUUCUCUUCAUCCCCACAUCGACCGCCGUCCCUGUGAGUCGCGACGGCCUACCACUCACGAUGCAAUCUAUGCAAAGGCAGUUUGGCAAGCUCAUGAGCAAGAGCCCCGGCGACAAUGCCAAAGUCGCCGCUGUCUUACACGACUACGAGGAUGCAGAGAGACUGCUGGGCAAGAUCAUCGAGAAUACGAAGACUCUACGUGAUGCUUGGGUAGCCAUGGCUACUAGCCAGUGGGCUAUCGUGAAGGAGUACGAGGGCCUGUACGACCCAAUCGUUGGAGCCUCCGAGGGGCACGCCCGCUCUGGCACCGUGACGCCCCAACUACAGCUUGAUCGCACCUUCAAGCUUAGUGGAGCUUAUUCCGACCUCAAGGACGAGCUCAUCGGAGAAGUGACAGCCAUUGAUUCGCAGGUCAUUCGCCCAGCCACCGAAGCUCGCGAUUACAUCCAGCCACUUCGCAAAACCAUCAAAAAGCGCGAGAACAAACGGCUGGAUUACGAAAAGGCCCAGGACAAGGUCAAGAAACUCCAAAAAAAGACAGGAAGGACGCCCAAAGAAGAGGCUCAGCUAUCAAAGAUCGAAUUUGAAAUGUCUUGCGCUUCCGAGGAGUUCGAGGCUGCAGACGCUCACCUUCGAGAUGCCUUACCUCCUAUCAUCGAAGCUAUAUUUACCCUCAUUCCUCACUUGCUAGCCUCUCAUGUCUGCAUCCAAAACAGGCUUCUCGGACUGUACUACACCAUGCUUCACAACUACUGCGAGGACCAAGACUUCCCUUCUCCUCCGCCUCCCAUGGCGAAUGUGGUAUCCGCUUGGUCUGCAUCGUUUCUGCCGGUGCAGAGAGAGUUGGAGUCCAUCAGCUGCAUAGCGCACGGCAAGAACUGGAGGCAACCUGCCAGGGUAGGCGAUGACGGACAGAGUCGAACGUCCUCCACAUCGUCAGUGUCUUCGCGCAAUGGCUUCUCUCGGACACCAUCUGGUAUGAAUGAAAGCGCAGUACCAUUGCCGAGGGUGAUGCGAAUUCCUUCAGCCACCUCGGUCAACCGAUCCGCCUUCGCUUCAGAUGUCUCUCCGCAACCAAGUCCGCAAUCGGGCACUACCAACAUCUCCCGCUCGCAGCUUGGCCUCCCAACUGACUUCACAACCGCCACAGCUCUGGGACAUCCUCAAGGCGCUUCCAGCGUAUCGCCGGUCUACACAAGCUCACGCACGGAGUACUUUGGACAUGAACCGGGUCCUCAAUCAAAUCGCAGCAAUGCCUUGGCGAAGAAGAAGCCACCGCCACCGCCACCAGCGAAGCGCUUCAAGGCUCCUGACGAGUACGUCGUGGCCCAGUACGACUUUUCAGGAGGGGAGGGAGACUUGAGUUUUCGUGAGGGAGACAGAAUCAAGAUUGUCAAGAAGACAGGGACAGACCAGGACUGGUGGGUGGGCGAGCUGGGCGGCGUAAAGGGUAGUUUUCCUGCCAAUUAUUGCAAGGCCAUCUGAGGUCUUGGGACAGGUUGGUUAAAGUCAUCCAAUGCCGCCACCAAGGGUUUUUGCAUUAGCCGCGAAUGGUGAAGUAAAGCAGCUCUGUAUCGAAGGAUAAUUUUAUGAGGAACGCAAACUCCGCGUCGCAUCAGUAACCGGGCAGAUAAUUGCACUGUAGUGGCAUGACCACGCAACAUGGCCCAGGUCGGUGACGAGGGCAGAAGUAACAUAUCCCCAGCAACAAGAAGGAACAUCCUUCUUGCCACUCUUCUCUCUGUCCUUGAACGCGCCUUCAGCCAGAUACUGAAAUAGACAAACCCGCC